AUGGCUGGACGUGCUGCAGGGGGUUUUGUGACUCGGGCAUUGGAGUCGAUGCUCAAAGAGUGUUCCGGUAAAAAGUAUACAAUUCUCCAGUCGGCUAUCCAAAGUUAUUUAGACAGUUCAAAAGAAAUUAAUCAGCAUCCGAAUUCCACCGAGACUAAUCAAGCAGUAUCUUCAGCUGGAGAUCAGAGUAAUUUGCCUGAAACUGACAUUGGAGAUGGAAAAAGUGGAAGUGAUCCAGAUACUUCACCCACUGUUCCAUUUAGUGCUGGGGAGGCAGAACACACAGGGAGGUCCAUGGGCACAAGUGGAACUAUCACAACAGCUUUAGCAAACGCUGGGCAUACUUUAGAAGGAGCUGAGGCAGAGCUUGUAUUGAAUCCACUCAGACUUGCGUUUGAGACCAAGAACUUAAAAGUCAUAGAGCUUGCAUUGGAUUGUCUUCAUAAACUCAUUGCAUAUGAUCACUUAGAGGGCGAUCCUGGCCUCGAUGGUGGUAAAAAUGGGAUACUGUUUACGGACAUCCUGAACAUGAUCUGCAGUUGUGUGGAUAAUUCAUCACCGGACAGUACAACUCUUCAAGUCUUGAAGGUGCUUCUUACAGCUGUAGCAUCCCUCAAGUUCAGAGGCUCAAAGCCCCGCAGAUCUGAAAGCCCCAGGAGCCUCCACCAGAUCUGUAUUCUGUACUCCUUUAGCCGUUCAGCCAUUCGUGAUAGGCCUUCAGAUCCACUUCAGAUAAUCGGAGAAAAGUUUGCCAUCAAAAGGAAAAAAAUGGCUGGACGUGCUGCAGGGGGUUUUGUGACUCGGGCAUUGGAGUCGAUGCUCAAAGAGUGUUCCGGUAAAAAGUAUACAAUUCUCCAGUCGGCUAUCCAAAGUUAUUUAGACAGUUCAAAAGAAAUUAAUCAGCAUCCGAAUUCCACCGAGACUAAUCAAGCAGUAUCUUCAGCUGGAGAUCAGAGUAAUUUGCCUGAAACUGACAUUGGAGAUGGAAAAAGUGGAAGUGAUCCAGAUACUUCACCCACUGUUCCAUUUAGUGCUGGGGAGGCAGAACACACAGGGAGGUCCAUGGGCACAAGUGGAACUAUCACAACAGCUUUAGCAAACGCUGGGCAUACUUUAGAAGGAGCUGAGGCAGAGCUUGUAUUGAAUCCACUCAGACUUGCGUUUGAGACCAAGAACUUAAAAGUCAUAGAGCUUGCAUUGGAUUGUCUUCAUAAACUCAUUGCAUAUGAUCACUUAGAGGGCGAUCCUGGCCUCGAUGGUGGUAAAAAUGGGAUACUGUUUACGGACAUCCUGAACAUGAUCUGCAGUUGUGUGGAUAAUUCAUCACCGGACAGUACAACUCUUCAAGUCUUGAAGGUGCUUCUUACAGCUGUAGCAUCCCUCAAGUUCAGAGGUAUGUCACAAUGA
Ilex paraguariensis (yerba mate) is the source of this 1407-nucleotide messenger RNA. Lineage: Eukaryota; Viridiplantae; Streptophyta; Magnoliopsida; Aquifoliales; Aquifoliaceae. The record is from the annotation of a GenBank genome assembly.